CAUUCCAAGUGAUCUUAAUAAUUUUCCCAAACAAACAAAAAAAAAACAUGAAAAGAAGCGGAAUUUUAAAAAGCAAAGGCAAGGUAGCCUUUUCAAGUAUAAAAUGAAUUGAUUGAUGCUGCUUUUUUUUUACCAUAUGAUAUAUGAAGAUGAAUAAUACUACUUACAAAGAUUUGCAUUAUCUUAGUGAGAGAAUAGAGGUUUUAUAUGAUGAAAUUAGUGAUAGAAUCCGUCGCGAAGAAAUUAAUUUCUGUACACAUUGUGCUGAACAUGGUCGUUAUUGCGGAAUUGUAGACCUCACAAUGGAAGAUAAGGAGAAAUUAAUUUCAAUUCAAGACUCAUUAAAGGAUCUUCAGAACAUCCUCCAGUUCUACCAGGCAUUGGAGUCUCGGCAGCAGAGACAUCACAACGGGGCGCUUGUCCGGUUGGAAGCAAGUAGAAUGAUACUGAUAGACAAAUUAAAUAAGUAUCCAACAUGGGGAAACAAACUACAAGUGAUUGAAGAACUAAAAGAGUAUUUUGGCAAAGGCAUUGCAGAUGCAUCAUCAUUUUCUGAGAAUUUGGAAAAAACACAACAGAAACAGAGUGAAGAUGAGAAAGACAAGAAGAAUAGUUCAAGUUUGUUGAUCAUUUGCAUAAAAAGUUUAUUCAAUCCAUGGAAUUGGUAUCGCGUGACUAGAAUUGCUGCGAUAGCAUUGAUAUUUAACGUUUACAGGAAUAGAAUGCAAGAUAAGAAUAAGAUGUCUGGUCCAAGAUUGCAAAUAGGCUAUUUAGAUAGCCAAUUAGCUGUUUCAUAUGGAAAGGGAUAACUCAUAACCAUGAGUGUAAAGGAAGCAACUGUAGUAGCUACACCGACACUUCCUUUCAAGGAAAGGGAUGAUCGCGUGUACUUUUUUUUUUUUAAAAAAAAUCAAUCAAACGAAUAUACUUCAAGUUGUUUGCUGAAAUAGCCUUGAGUAAGUUGUUUGCUGAAAUAGCCUUAAGUAGUGAUGAGUAUGAUUCCAAUUUAUUUGUGUAAGGCAUAUAUAUAUAUAUAUAUAUAUAUAUUACUAGUUCUGGAAACGUGCCUUGCAUGUUUGACCUCAGUUACUGUAAUAAUUUAUAUAGGCCCAAGAUAUAAAAUUGUUCGACAUUGUCUGACGUA
Molecule: messenger RNA, 1144 nt
Organism: Solanum lycopersicum (tomato)
Lineage: Eukaryota; Viridiplantae; Streptophyta; Magnoliopsida; Solanales; Solanaceae
Biological process (GO): chloroplast fission
Source: RefSeq, a predicted model, not a curated record